AUGUCGAACGAAAUUAAGGUCUCUUCAACUGCUACUGGUCUUACCUCAUCUAGUGAAACAACAAAGUCAAGUAUUAGCUCUAUUGUUAACAAUAAUAAUAGUAGCUCAUCUUUCAAUGCUACUACCGUCACAGCUAAUAUAGACCAACCUGAUGACUCUAACAAUGAAAAACAAGCUCGUAGAAAACAAAAUCAUCAACAACAAUUAAAAAAUAAAGAUGAUGAUGUUUCUGAAUCAAUUAGUGAACAUAGAUUUCACCGCCGUGGUAAAUCUUUAGCUCAUGUUGGAGAACUUCAAAGUUUCUCUUCCUCGUUUAAUUCUAACAAUAGACCUAAUAAAAUUAGUAAAGAUGAUUCAGAAAAUAAAUCUGAAGCUUUAGAAUCUUUACAACAAAUGAUUGCUAGUAGCAUUGGAAGAAAACCUAAUAUUAAUAAACAUAAAAAAGGUGCAUCGGUAUCUUUCUUUUUUCCCUCUGCAAACGCGUCAACAUCUAUAAACUCUAUUCAAGAUCCUGAUGACGGUAGCAAUAAACCAAUGAACAUCGAGAAUGCAUUGCAAGAUACUCUUACUUCUUUGAGACGUAUGAGUCAAGAUAGAGGAAAAGCUCAAAAAGAAAGAUCAUCACUAUCAUCCACUGAUCAAGAUCCCACUUCUCCAAAAUCUCCUUUUGAUUUUAAAAGAUUGAAUGAUGAGCAUAAUCAUCAACAACAACAACAAUCCUCUGCCAAAAAUUUACAUCGUCGUCAUCAAUCUCUUGGUUUUAAUUUAUUCACUACUACUUUAGCUAACGCUAAUACCAACCCUCCUCCUAUAUUUCCUGUAAAAUCUCUGGUAGAAAGUCAUGGUCGUAGACAUAGUGUUGCUCUUAAUAAUAACAAGGAUAUUUUGAAAGAACUUGAAAAAAAUCAAACUCGAACAAUAGGCGCUGAUGGAAAAGGUCAUCCUGCCUCGCCCCUUUCUGUCUUAGCUCAACCAUUCAAUCAAUUCCAAACUCUUAAUAAAUUUGGUGGUGGCUUAAAUCAAAAAAAGCAACAAAGUCAACAAAAUUCUAACCAACAACAAAGAAAAUCUCUUUUUGCUCCUUAUCUUCCUCAGGCCUCUCUUCCCUCCCACAUCAAAGCUGGUGAACUUGUAUAUGGUGUUUUAAGAAUCAAUAAACGAAAUCGUUCUGAUGCCUAUGUGACCACGGAAACUCUUGAUACUGAUAUUUAUAUAUGUGGUUCCAAGGAUAGAAAUCGUGCUUUGGAGGGUGAUAUAGUUGCUGUGCAAUUGCUAGAUCCGGAAAAAGUAUGGCAAACUAAAAAAGAAAAGGAAGAAAAGAAGCGUAAGAAAGAAGAAAGUGCUGGUAUAGAUAAAAAAAAAGUUGAUAAAAAGAAAGAUGAUGUCGAGGUUGAAGGACAAGGUUUAUUAUUAUUCGAAGAUGAUGAAAUUAUCACAGAUGAUCAACGACCAAAAUAUUGUGGUCAUGUUGUUGCUGUCAUGGAAAGAAUGCCUGGGCAAAUGUUUUCUGGUACACUUGCACUCUUACGGCCUUCUUCUUCUGCUACAAAAGAACGCGAGGCUGCUGAAAGAGCUCGUCGUGAAGCUGAAGAUAGAGCAAAUGGUAUUGAACCAAAAUUUGAAGAACCAAAAGAUGAUAAAAGGGAUGAAAGAAUUGAACGUCCUAAAAUUGUUUGGUUUAAACCUACCGAUAAACGUGUUCCUUUGAUUGCCAUUCCAACCGAACAAGCACCAACAGAUUUUGUUGAGAGACAUCAAAGUUAUGCACAACAAUUAUUUGUUGCAUGUAUCAAACGUUGGCCGAUCACGUCUCUUCAUCCCUUUGGUACGCUGGUGACACAAAUUGGUGAAAUUGGUAAUAUAGAUGUUGAAACACAGGCUCUUAUCAGAGACAACAAUAUCUCAACUGAGGAAUUCAAUGAGAAUGUGUUAAAAUGUCUGCCACAAACACCAUGGACUAUUCCUGAAGAGGAGAUUGAGAUGCGCCGUGAUCUACGCUCAAUUCGUAUCUUUACAAUUGAUCCAUCGGGUGCCAAAGAUCUUGAUGAUGCCAUAUCAUGUACUCGAUUGCCUGAUGGAAAUUAUGAAAUUGGGGUCCAUAUUGCUGAUGCUAGUUAUUUUGUUAAACCAAAUUCUGUACUUGAUCGCGAAGCCCGUAAAAGGGCCACAUCUGUUUAUUUGGUUCAAAAAUAUAUUCCAAUGUUGCCUAAUUUAUUGUCUGAAGACUUGUGUAGUUUAGUUUCUGGUGUUGAUAGACUUGCAUUCUCUGUUUUUUGGACAAUCACUCCUGAAGGAAGAAGCUCAAAUACACAAUUUUCAAAAACUAUUAUCAGAUCUUGUGCAAAAUUAUCAUAUGAUGAUGUGCAAGAAAUAAUCGAUGGAAAACCAUUAAAUCCUAAUGUUAAUAUUCACAAUGGUUAUUCUGCAAGCGAAAUUGAAGCUGAUAUUAGAGCAUUCCAUGACCUUUCUCAAAAAAUGCGCGAAUUACGUCACAAACGUGGAGCAUUGUCAUUAAAUUCAGUCAAACUUACUUUUGAUAUAGAUGAAAAUGAAAAUCCAAUCGAAUGUCAUGUUUACAAAUAUAAAGAAGCCAAUUGUAUUGUUAAAGAAUUCAUGUUACUUGCUAAUAUAAGCGUGGCACAGAAAAUCUCUAGUUCAUUCCCAGAACAAGCAUUGUUAAGACGUCAUGCUGCUCCUAUUGAACGUAGACUUAAUGAUUUCCUUGAACAUGCAACUAGAUUUGGUUAUAAAAUUGAUAUUUCAUCUGCUUCAGCUUUGCAAAGAUCAUUUAAUACAGUUGAUAAUGAAGACGCAAGAAAGGUUUUGGAACUUCUUGCUAUUAAACCAUUACAAAGAGCCAAGUAUUUUUGUACUGGCACAUUAGAUAUUAUUAAAUAUCAACAUUAUGCACUGAAUGUUCCACUUUAUACACAUUUCACCUCACCUAUUCGUCGUUACGCUGAUGUUCUUGUUCAUAGAAUGCUUGAAGCUGCUUUAUCUGGUGAGAGGAAAUUUUAUAUUGAUAAAGAUAAUGUACAAAAAACAGCCAGUUAUUGUAAUGUUAAGAAAGAAGCAGCAAAGAAUGCACAAGAGCAAAGUAGUCACUUAUUUUUAUCUGUACUGCUUAAUAACUUGACAGUUCAAUCUGGACCAGUUAUUCGUGAAGCAAUAGUUGUAGGUGUGAAAGAACAUGCAUUUGAUGUUCUAGUGCCUUAUUUUGGUAUAGAAAAACGGGUGCAUUUGGAUCAAUUGCCUCUAGAAAAAUUCAUCUUCAAUAGUGAAAAGAUGGAGUUAACAUUGGUUUGGAAACAAGGCAUUAGCUCUUUAGAAGCAAUUUCUGAUGACUAUGUAUUUGUUGCUGAAGAGGAAGAAGAGGGCUUGGAGGUUGAUGAAGAGGCACUGCUUGCAGAUGAUAAUGAUGAUUAUCAUUAUGAAAUGAUGGAUGUGACCAGUCUUCCAAUUGAGGAUGAACAUCGACUAUUUGAUAAUAAUUCAGGUGAGGAUGAUGAUGGAUAUGAUGAAGAAACACAAAAAACUGAUGCUGUUACUAUAGAACAUACUAAUAUUACUACUAACAAUAUUACUGUUUCAUCACCUGGAGAAAAAGUUUCAUUGUCAACACCAACAUCAACAUCAGCUAAUAAAACCUCUUGCCCAGUCACUACUUCUUCUGCAACAGUUAUCAAACAACCAGAAGUGUCAAAAUUAUCUAUUGUUUCAGAUCCUACUAUUCCUAAUUCUCAAAUAAUCCGAGAACUUACUCAUCUUAAUGUUAUCAUUACUGCUGAUUGUAAAAAGAGUCCACCUGUCAUCAAAGUUUUAGCUGUCAAUCCUUUUGCUUAA
This is a messenger RNA of Entrophospora sp. SA101, 3843 nucleotides long. The record is from the annotation of a GenBank genome assembly. NCBI's taxonomy places the organism in Eukaryota, Fungi, Glomeromycota, Glomeromycetes, Entrophosporales, Entrophosporaceae.